Messenger RNA from Cydia strobilella, 1031 nucleotides. RefSeq names its product DNA polymerase subunit gamma-2, mitochondrial (gene DNApol-gamma35). The transcript has 6 exons. The coding region runs from base 1 to 963 and encodes 320 amino acids. Lineage: Eukaryota; Metazoa; Arthropoda; Insecta; Lepidoptera; Tortricidae. The record is from RefSeq and is a predicted model, not a curated record.
AUGAGAACUGAAUUACAAAAAGUAAUUAAUUUAAAAAACUUUUUCAAAAUCAUAGGAUCUUCUAGUAGCCAAGUUACUUAUAAUUUUAAGAAACCUAGUAAAGUUUUAUUUAAUAAUAUUUACAUAAACUGGUUAAAAGCAAUUUCUACCAAGAGCACCAAACAUUUUCCUGUAUUGAUAAACAAGAACAUGGAAGACUUAAAGAAAAAAGCUCUUCCAUUUGGUGCUAUAUGCCACUGCAUAACUGAUGAGCAUGACAUUGGUGUCCAACAUUGUCUUUCACAAUUUGCUCCGGAAAAGAAAACUAAUCUCCAUUUGAAACUUUACAUACCGAAACAGGAUGCAAUGCAGUACUUCAUUCAGUGGCAACGUCUCAGGAAAUAUUGGUGGAGUUCAAUAACCACCACACCAAGUUUAUUCUCUAUAAAUGAAAUGAAGUAUGUGAAUGACAUGACUGAGGUGGACAUAGUGGCUCAAUUUCCCUGGGGCCAAGAGGUGGUUGAAACUGUCACAUUGAAUACUCAAAUCACUGAUGUGAAAAACGCGCUGUGUAUCAGCUGUUCCACAACUCUAGAAGGUGCCCUGUUUAUUCUCCUGCUGGACGGACAGAAUAAGCCCUCUGAAAGCCACUUGAGGCUUCACAGGAAAAUGGCGCCAUACAAAAUAUCCUUUGCCUUAGACUACAAAGAUACCGACAAUAAAGAAACAUUGAAUGAAUUAGCUAUCUUGCUGUACAACAUAUUGGAAGGUGAAAAAAUAUCCACCUGGCUUCCAGACUUCGCCUUAUCAAUGGAAUCACAGAUAAAGGAAAACUUGCUCAUGGGAGUAGCUUACACAGCCGUGAUCAGUGAAGGUACACUGUCAAAUGGAAUCAUGCAUUUGUUAAACAGCAACACUACCCUGAAGGAACAAAUACACAUCGCCGAUUUAAGUUCUUAUGCAGCACUUUUGUUUCAAAAGUAAUUAUAGAUUGAAGUAGAAAAGUAGUGUGAGUAACAAUAAUAAUAUUAAUAAAAGAUUAUUAAUCUAAA